CAGGCAAGCAAAGCAAGGCAAUGAGGUAGUGUAAACUUGUGCAACAAGAAUUCUUUUACUUUUGGAAAGUAAAAUACUGAAAUAAUUUGGUGGAUCACAUUAUUGUUUACAAGGUAUGUAACGAAGUAAAGCAAUCAUGGCGGACCCGCUCAGUUUACUCCGGCAAUAUAAUGUAAAUAAAAAAGAAAUAGUGGAACGCGAUAAUCAAAUAAUUUUUGGAGAGUUUUCUUGGCCGAAGAAUGUUAAAACUAACUACCUUAUGUGGGGACCUGGCAAGGAGGGCAGUAUAAAAGAAUAUUACACAUUAGAAUGUCUUCUGUUUAUCCUCAAGAAUAUACACUUAACUCAUCCAGUGUAUGUCAGACAAGCAGCGGCUGCUAAUAUACCUGCAGUGCGCCGUCCAGAUCGUAAAGAAAUAUUGGCAUACUUGAAUGGUGAAACUGCGACUUGUGCUUCAAUAGAUAAAAGUGCCCCUCUGGAAAUUCCAACACAGGUUAAGCGUACCCAUGACAAUGAGGUCGGUGAAUCAGUGGCGAAAAAGCCUCGUAUUGAAGAGACCCACGUACAGAAAGUUCGUGAGCAGCUUGCUGCCCGGCUUGAAGUUACUAAAGAAGCCUCUGUCACUGUUGACAAUAUUAAAUCAUUGUCAGAGGCUAUGUCAGUGGAGAAGAUUGCUGCAAUUAAAGCAAAACGUUUAGCCAAAAAGAGGACUACAAUCAAAAGUAAUGACUACUCUGACACCCUUGGUGUUGUUGGUUCAGAUCUAAGAGCUAUCCUAGAUUAUGAUGUGAAUCACAUUAUAAGUCGGGAGAGGCAAUGGAGGACAAGGACUACAGUAUUACAAAGUCAUGGAAAAGUAUUUGCCAGGAGUAUUAUGGCACUGCUGCAAGGCAUCCGAGCGCGUGAAGAAGGCAGGCCGGGGGUGCCGCGGCCGCAGCCGGUGGUACUGCCACAGCCUACUGCAUUACCGGCACAGCAGGCACAGUACAACAGAUACGAUCAGGAAAGAUUUAUAACGAGGAAAGAAGAAACGGAGGGUUUCAAAAUCGACACUAUGGGAACGUAUCACGGCAUGACGUUGAAGUCGGUGACGGAAGGGCCGAGUGCUCCCCUCGCAGCGCGCACCCCACAGAAUCCUAGUCAGCAGCGGCCAAUGCCACAAAUGCCAGUGUCGGCGGGAACGCCGGGCCGGCGCGAGUUACUGCCCGUGGCCGCGGCGCGCCCGCCCGCCGGCGGCGGCAAGCGGCCUUCACGCACACCCAUCAUCAUCAUACCGGCCGCCGCCACGUCACUCAUAUCCAUGUACAAUGUCAAGGACAUGCUGCAAGACCACAAAUUCGUCCCAGUAGAGCAAAAGAAAGCCGAAGGUUCAGUCCGCGAAAACGAAGUGCUCCUUCAAAGAAGAAAGGGUGGUGAAAAUAUGCCCGCAAACAACUUCGCUAUUACGGUGCCGUACCGCGUGGUGGACAACCCGAGCCGCCUGUCAGCCGCCGAAUGGGACCGCGUCGUGGCGGUGUUCGUGCAGGGGCCCGCCUGGCAGUUCAAGGGGUGGCCGUGGGACGGGAAUCCAGUGCAAAUCUUUGCCAAUAUUUGUGCGUUCCACUUGAAGUUCGACGAGAUGAAGCUGGACGCGAACGUGUCGCGGUGGGCGGUCACAGUGCUCAACCUGAGCCGCACCAAGCGGCAUCUCGACCGCGCCGUGCUGCUCGGCUUCUGGGAGACACUGGACAAGCACAUGAUGAAGAAUAAACCUCAUCUUAGAUUCUAGUUUCUAAUAUUAAGCUUUAUAGAGCUAUAAAAUUAUUGAUGAUACCGUGUGGAUAAUAUUAUUAUGAUUGCCUUCGGAGCGAAGCGUUUUUAUAGUUUUUAAGUCGAAUGUCCUAUUAUAUGCAUCUAGAUUAUCUAGAAAAAUUACCUACUGUGUACAAUACAAAUAGUUUCAUUGAAAUCACUUAUUAAUAUUAUUAUGUAAUGUUGCUCCUCGAAUCUUAUUAGCUUAGUCCACACUUGUAGCAAAUAAUUUACCCUUAGGUAUAUUGCAUAUCUCGUAUACACUAUAAAAUACAAAUGUGGACUCAGUUCAGGCAGAGGGCAACCUAUGUCAGCCUAUCUCAAAUCUUUGUUGUGGCAGGGGCGGCCUGUCAGGACACGUACAGUAAGCAUUUCUAAAAAAGUUACUAAAAUUAUGACACUUUCUGUUAAUUCUACUCAGAAUCACGAGCUCUUUUGAAUCUAAUAUUUUAUUACCAUAAUUCCUUAAUAAUAAAAGGAAUUUUUGGAGCUCUUUUCGGUUUGGGAUGAAAAGAGCUGUUGAUUCUGAGUAGAUAUAUCACAAAUAAGAAAAGUAGCAUUUUUUGUGAAAUGCUUAGGUAAUUGAUGUCGAUAAGUAAAAAUGCCCAAUGCUUUCAUCCUAAAAGAAGGCAAGAUACUUAAUAAUUGCGCGGUACAAUGUUUCAUAAACGCAUUUAUGUUUCUUGGAUAACGGAGGUCCGUAAAUUGAUCAUGGUACAUCGUGUCAUAAGUAAACCUAAAAGUUUUACUGGCAAAAACGAGUGCUUGUUAAAAUGAAACAUCAAUGUAUCUAUUGGUAAGAAUCAACUUAUUGAUAAAUAAACAAUAGUUACAAAAACGCAAACCGACAUAUAUUUUCCUUGCUAUGUUUAGUUUACGAAUACAUAAAUACUAGUAUCUUCCUUAGUUCUUUUCGCUGCCACCGGUCUUUCUCACUAGUUACGUCUGUAUGUACAUUUAUUUAUUAAUAUGCAUCGACGUAUAUGUACAUAGACUAAGCUCUGAGUACAAACAUGGUUUCCAAAACAGUUAAAACUCUCACAGUUAUCUCUUCUCCUUAAAUGUACAUUCCCGUCCCCAACUGCGAUAAAGUCCUGACGUCGUAUAAUGUUUUUU
Molecule: messenger RNA, 2907 nt
Organism: Cydia splendana
Lineage: Eukaryota; Metazoa; Arthropoda; Insecta; Lepidoptera; Tortricidae
Gene: hyx
Product: parafibromin
Exons: 13
Coding region: 137-1768 (543 amino acids)
Biological process (GO): positive regulation of transcription elongation by RNA polymerase II; transcription elongation by RNA polymerase II
Cellular component (GO): Cdc73/Paf1 complex
Molecular function (GO): RNA polymerase II complex binding
Source: RefSeq, a predicted model, not a curated record